Molecule: messenger RNA, 3952 nt
Organism: Folsomia candida
Lineage: Eukaryota; Metazoa; Arthropoda; Collembola; Entomobryomorpha; Isotomidae
Exons: 5
Coding region: 2719-3771 (350 amino acids)
Source: RefSeq, a predicted model, not a curated record
AAUUUUAUAAAAGAACGAGCAUUUCCACCCGUCCGCUCUACGCUGCGGAUUGUUUGACAGCAAAUCGUCCGCUUCCGUUAGCGGAUGAUCUGCCCAAGGUAGCGCAUUGGUGAAAAUGGACUUGGAGCGGAAAAUGUAGGUGGACGCUGUCGGACGCUUUCCGUCGUAGGUCGCUCACGACUCACGGCAGUGGAAAUCCAGCUUAACAUUGUUCAUUGCGUUAUUCAUUUUAUAAAAGUCAAUUCAUAUUUGUAAAAUGCGUGGUUUAUCGGUCUUCAUCAGAGUUAUCUACGCCUCCCAAUUGUUGUGCACAGCAUUGCCCCUUGCAUCCACGCGAGUGCCAUCAAUCCAGCGUUCCUUCAGGGCCGACUCCGGGAUGAGGAUCGGGAGGUUUGUGACCUCGUCCAAGGAUGCCAUAUGCGGGAAGGGAGGAAUUAUUCCUGGGCUGUCGUCAGGAACUAUUUCGAAAAGCUUCACACCAUCCCUCACAUACUGCUCUGCUUUUUGGUGGAGACCCAAUCCAUGGACGAGAGCGGCAUCCGGGUCAGAGAUGAUCCACGGCUGUUGAAAAUGAAAAAAAAAAUGAAAAUAAUCCUUUAACGUCAUUAGAUAUCAGAUUAACUCAUCUGGUUUUCAAUCCGUGACGAUUCCUUCUCACCAUAUAUCUCUGGCGAUGAGUUAGAUCUUCUCACAGAGAACGGACUCUGUGAGGGCUCCCCUUUCUGGCAUUGCCAGACCGUCUGGCCGGGUUCACCCAACCAUGAGAGGAGCACCCACCCCGUACUAACACCGAGCCGAGUAGGAUUAGCAAAUAGCUUCCCGGACAGAGAGGAAUCGAACGUGUGACUGCGUGGUGACAGUUCCACCCCCGAUCCCCCAAGCCAAAGGGCUAUUCCGUUGAUGUUCCGUUCUGUUGAUCAUUUGGGUAGGCUGCAUUCCAGGUGACGAGGUAAUACUGCGAGAAAAAAAAUAAUUUGUUUGUACAGAGCAAAAAUUCAACACAUAUACUUCCUUACCAUCACAAAUGCCUCGGCCUGCUGGGCGGUAGCCUUAUCGUCACAAACUAUGGCUCUAAGUUCCAAACAGACGACAGAAUUCUCCAGAUUUCCGUCUGAUUUGACCUUCAACAGGGACUUGAUUUUAUCCCACACUUUGCUGAUAGCCCAUUUUUUGAAGUGACCACAACGCAUGCAAAUUAGCCCGUCGUGGGAAGUCCAGUACCCGGGGUACAAGUGUGGGCUGUUUCCAGGUUUGUCAUAGAUUUCGGACCAUGGCACAUCUCCAUUUCGACACGGUUUGACGUCCAAAGACGUUGUGAAAAUAUCAGCUAGGUAGAAGAUGUAGUGAUGGGGCGUCUCCGCGCGUUUCUGGGCCAUUAACUCCCUGGCCAUCUCAUGAUGUUCUGGGGCAGCGUUACGGAUGCGGUUGGAUUCCAUACAAAUGGUCGAGCCGUUGCUCUUCCAUUUUUUCCGAACAUCUGACGCCAAGGACUCAUUCCUUCCAUUGGGGCGUUCGAAAUGGAAUCCAAGCUCAUUUGAAAAUACUAUGUUCUGAAAAUUCCUGCGAAGGCCCGCAGCCCGUCCUAAACGGAUUAGUUCGGCACGAUCAUUCAAAGGGCUGUCUCUCCAGGAAGUUCCUCAGAUUGUCCUCGUGUUGGAGUUUCGCCAAUUUCUUGAGGUCAGGAACGACUUCGACCCCCGAUGAUGAGCCCUAUUUAAACAAAUUGAGGUCUUAGCAGAGCCUUAAAUUAAUAUAAUUGCACUAAAACCAACCUGAACUGGGGAUCCCAUUUCUUGUUCUGAAGAAUUCGACGAACUCAGCUCGACAUCGACCUUUUCAGGGAGUCCACGAGACAGCUCCCAAUCUUCCUCGUACUGUCGAAAUGUUGAAAUUUCUUCCGCCCUAAUACACAAUAACAAUAGUAUUAUAAUUAAUCUCAGCGAUGACCCAUGUUGAAGGAAAGUAAAUUAUUAUUAGAAACAAACCUAGCAAUAGCCUCCGCUUCGUCAAAAGUCGCCAACAUGUCAUCGUUUCCGUCAUCUUCGCUCGAAAUCCUGAAAACAAUAAUAUUAUAAUUAAUCCCGGCGAUGACCAAUAUUGGAAAGCAAAUUAUUAUUCGAAACAAACCUGGUGACAGCUUCCGCCUCGUCAAAACUGGCCGACAUUUCUUCCGUCUCGUCAUCGCUUGAGAUCCUAAAAACAAUAAAACUAAGAAUAAUUAUUUCCCAGUUAGAUGGCCUUAAGUACAGGGAAAAUUAAUUACACAAUUAUUUACAACUUACUCGAUAAGUGGGAUCGACGAAGAAGGGGUAGGAGAAGGAGGUAUCCACUUGGGCCACUUCUCACCGUUUUCGUCAAUGAAAUAUCCCUUAACCUUUCCGGGAGGAGCCUUUAUCUUCCGUUUCCCCAUGAUGAGACAAAAAUAAUAAUUGCAAUCGAGAUUUGAGUGUAAAUAAAUCCUGUGAAGGCCUACUAAUUUAAUUUUUCAAACAAAUAAAUUCCUCGAGAGAGCUCAGAGUUGUGCGCAGAAGUGGAGUGUGUGUUUGUUUGCAGUUUCGUUGACAAAGCGUCACACUCCAUGAGAAUGCCCAUCGAGUGGUGAGAAAGUGGCACUCGCGGGAAGGGAGAAUAAAUACAUGUAAACCUGAGUUGAGUACAAAAAUAUUCUCCACUUUGUUUUUUUUACACUAUUCCAACCAAUUAAUUACUCGAAGAAACAUGAGUCGAUUUGGUCUUCUCAGAGAGGAAUUUGCACAGAUUCGGUCGUAUCUAAGACGUCCAGCGUCGAGGGGGAGGAGCAGCAACAUCCAGGGAUGGCUUACUUGGUUCCUUCAGGCCACCCACGCGACCCCAUCGGAAUUCGAGGCCAUAGCUGGGAUAAUGUUUCGUAAUCGGUUGGGGGAGAGGACAUUUCUCGGACCUCUUCCAAUGGCGCUCUUCCCGCGAGGGCCUAAUGAUGCGGUGGUCACGUGGGCUAACGCACUUAUCCCCGUGGAGGGCUUUCGACAAGGGAUUGUGGAUUUCGUGACAUACUUGUUGAGAAAUUUAUCCCUCAAUUCUGUUGAACACCGAGAGGUCCUCCACCGGAUUCAAAGCCAACGGGCGAAAGUUGAUCCGGCCUUCCGGUGGGGAACGGACUCACGUCGGACCAUGAAGAAGGAAGUUGUCCCUGUGAAGAUCCUCAUGGACAUUGAGUCAGGUCAGCUCGCUCGCGGGGUAAACAUCCCAUUUGUUGACCAAAUUGUUGCUGACCUCCAACAACAACACGUUGGACCCGGUGACGGUCAAUUGGUUCAUUUGGGCAUGAUGAGAGAACGCGGCAUGGAAGCAGGUCUGCCGGUUGCACCAAUUCUGGUCGCUGACCAGCAAUACUCUGAAGAAAGUGAGGGUGAGGCUCUCGCGGAGGUAGUUUCUCCACCCCCAGUGAUGGCCGACGAGGCCCGUAUUGAGCCCAUCCCAGAGGAAGUGAUCAAUCCUCCUCAGGAGGAGGAGGAGGAAAUAUUUGGAUUAGGAUCGUGUGUGGGCUUUUGUUUGGUCGUGGGCGUCCUGGUUGUCUCAUCAGGUCUGGUGGGGCCGAAUGGGCGUCACGGUCCUCAGGGCCAAAUGGGUCGUACCACUCACGAACUAACCAAGCCUACGGGGGGGGGUAGCCAGAAGAGAGCACGACGGGCACGGGGAGGAUGUAAUUUGUCUCUCGCUUGGCAAAUGUACGCUAUCGAAAUACCGUCUUUAUUUCCACUCCGACUUUUAUUAUGCACCAAACUGUACUAAACUGCAACUGGUACGAUUCAAUGUACGAAUUUCAUUGAUUAUGACCAAAACACACUGUUCGAUAUAGGUACACUCAAUAUUUUCACUUGACAAUAGUUAUUGGGUUUUUAUUACUCACAAUUCGAAAUCAAUUACUUGGUUAAAUGAAUUUAUGAUGAUAUUUUAUAAGAGAAUAAAUAUU